Molecule: messenger RNA, 942 nt
Organism: Oncorhynchus masou masou (cherry salmon)
Lineage: Eukaryota; Metazoa; Chordata; Actinopteri; Salmoniformes; Salmonidae
Product: monocyte to macrophage differentiation factor 2-like
Exons: 7
Coding region: 10-711 (233 amino acids)
Cellular component (GO): membrane
Molecular function (GO): pore-forming activity
Source: RefSeq, a predicted model, not a curated record
GUCGCCGGUAUGGACUUUAAGAAGAGCCGAUAUGGAAGGUUCAUGAAUGGCAGAGUUCCAUCCAGUAGGAGAUACCAGCCUACAGACUACGAACACGCUGCCAACUGUGCCACACAUGGACUCUGGAUCAUCCCCAGCCUGGUGGGCGGGUCUGUACUCUACUUCCUGUCUGUGGACCAAUGGCAGGCUGCUGCUGCCUGGUUGUACGGGGCGGGGCUUAGUGGUCUAUUCAUCUCCUCGACUCUGUUUCACACCGUGGCCUGGAAGAUCAGACACCUCCGUAGAGUGGAGCAGCGUUUCCACAUGUGUGACAGAAUGGCCAUCUACUUCUUCAUCGCUGCUUCCUACACCCCCUGGUUGAUGCUGAGGGAGUUGGGUCCGUGGUCGAGUCACAUGCGAUGGAUUAUCUGGAUCAUGGCAGUUAUCGGCUCCACAUACGUCUUCUACUUCCACGAGAGGUAUAAACUGUUGGAGUUACUAGGAUACGUGGCCAUGGGGGCGGGGCCUGCACUUGUCAUCCUGUCCAUGGCGGACAGGGCAGGUUUGUGUGAGCUGGCGGUGGGUGGGAUUUUCUACGUAGUGGGUGUGGCCUUCUUUAAGAGCGAUGGAGUCGUCCCAUUCGCUCACGCCAUCUGGCACCUGUUCGUUGCCAUGGGAGCAGCUACACACUACUACGCUAUCUGGAGACACCUGUACACACCUGGACACUGAGACACACCUACCGUGGUGCUAGCUAAACAGGGAUCUGGUCCUGUACACACCUGGACACUGAGAAACACCUACCGUGGUGAUAACUAAACAGGGAUCUGGUCCUGUACACACCUGGACACUGAGACACACCUACCGUGGUGCUAGCUAAACAGGGAUCUGGUCCUGUACACACCUGGACACUGAGACACACCUACCGUGGUGAUAACUAAACAGGGAAUUGAAGGAUCUCUG